AUGGAAAAACUUUUACUUACAGUUUCUCUAUUAGCUCUCACAGCUAAUGCAGCACCAGUCAGCUCAUUAAUGAAUAAUUAAAGAGCCCAGGUAAAAUGGAGACAGGAAGCAACAAACAAAUUCAACUGGAACAAAACUCAGGAAAUUAAAUGGGAGGUAGUUAAUGCUUUUAUCGAUGUUCAAACUUCCCCUGAUGGAGAUGUGUACGCUAUUCAAAAACUUGAAUAAGAAUUAAAUGAUCCUAAAUACUUUGUUUACUUGUACAGUCCUAUUUCAAACACAUGGCAAAUAUACGAUAAAGAUUUCCAAGCUAAAGCAGUCAGAUUUGAUCUCUUUGGAAGAAUGUACUUCCUAGAUACAAAAAAUUGUGUUCUAAAUGAAAAUAGAUAAAGAUAAGCUUGCGGCUUCAAAGACUUUGAAGUAUAUGCUGAUGGAAAAAUCAUUGCUAUCCAUGAUGGAGUUUCAAACAUUCCAGUUGAUACCCUAUCAUCUCUUUAUCAAGAAGAUCCCUACUCUAAUGCUUAAUUCAAGGCCUUAAACAGCAAAUAUAUAGGAUUAACUUUACUCAGAAAUCACGCUGGUGUUGAUGGUGCUCUAUGGGGACUUCUUUAUGAGCCUAAUGUUACUCAAUAUCAAAUCGCUAAAUGGCAGACUAUUACUUAAAAAUGGUACAAGAUUGAAGGUCAGAAGGGUGUUGCUCUUUCAGCCCACAAUGAAAUCUCAGUCGCUGUUGUUGACGAUAGAGGUCUCCUUAGUCUCUCGUCUUAAAACUAACUUCAGCAAUAAGCUGUUUACAUUUGA
This is a messenger RNA of Stylonychia lemnae, 801 nucleotides long. Lineage: Eukaryota; Ciliophora; Spirotrichea; Sporadotrichida; Oxytrichidae. The record is from the annotation of a GenBank genome assembly.